UCUCCACAACAGUAUCUCGGACCUGCCUGGUGUGUUCCUUGGUUUUCAUAAUGCUCUCUGCACUUUAAACAGAACCCUGAGACUAUCACAGAGCAGGUGCAUUUAUACGGAGACUUGAUUACACACAGGUGGAUUCUAUUUAUCAUCAUCGGUCAUUUAGGACAACAUUGGAUCAUUCAGAGAUCCUCACUGAACUUCUGGAGUGAGUUUGCUGCACUGAAAGUAAAGGGGCCGAAUAAUAUUGCACGCCCCACUUUUCAGUUUUUUAUUUGUUAAAAAAGUUUAAAUUAUCCAAUAAAUGUUGUUCCACUUCACGAUUGUGUCCCACUUGUUGUUGAUUCUUGACAAAAAAAAUUAAAUUUCAUAUCUUUAUGUUUGAAGCCUGAAAUGUGGCGAAAGGUUGCAAGAUUCAAGGGGGCCGAAUACUUUUGCAAGGCACUGUAUACUUAAAUAAAAUAUCUGCAGAAAUGCGAGGGGUGUACUCACUUUUGUGAUACACUGUAUAUGUCCCAAAAAAUGUAUAUACUCUUUAGCACUUAAUAACCAAAUUGUCAAUGGAUUUUUUUGUUGAGUAAACCCAUUGAAUAAAUCAUGGACGCAGCUAAACUCAACAAAGAAUAUAAGAAAGAAAAAUCCUUCGUAAAUGCAACUGGAAGUAAGAAAAUGCAGUUCAAGUGUAAACAUGUCAAUUUAUUAGCUGCAAAAGGGUGUAUACAUUUUUUGGGACACGCUGCAUAUGUACAUAUAUAAAAACGUCAUAUUUAUUCAUUGCUAAAUCUGAAUGAAUUCAUUGAACACACACACACAAAUAAUUGCGGGAGUGUGGGGCUACUUCGCGGUUUUUCACUUAUCGCGGCGGGUUCUGGUUCCCAUUAACAGCGAAAAAUGAGGGAUAACUGUAUUAUUAUUAUUACUAUAUAAACAUUAAUACUAUCUACUUGCAAAGCCAUUGUCAGUAAGCAUGUGUCUGUAUGGUAUUCUGAUGGUAGGAUGACCUUAACCCAAAAUAUCCCGGUUUCACUGUACCAAGGUAUUGCAAUUACCGUUCUAAAAUGUGUUAGAGAUAUCUGGGUAAAAAAAAUAAUUCUUUGAACACAUUUUUUAUUUUUUCAAAAUAUAUUAGCAAAUUGGAGCAUAAGUUAAAAUAAACAAAACUUUUUAAAUUACUGAAAUAUUCAAAAUAAAAUAAAAAUAAAUGGAGUCCUUCAGGUGAGCCUAAACCCACAGCCAGAGCUCAACAUUUUUACCGUCAGAACAAAAAUGACUGAAUUAUUUUCCAGCCUAGACACACUAAACACGCUGGAGUUAACUCUCGUAGCUGGUGGGAAACAUUCAUGACAGUGUUUACUAACCUUUAAUUUUGCAUAAAUGUGAAAUCAUAUUGGAGGUAUUGCCUCCUCGGCAGCCACCCUCCUCAAACAUGUUUUACAUGUCGGUUGGCCCUCCACCUCUAAGCCGCAUUCGUCUAACUUUUCUGUAGCCGAAGUAUUCCCAUAACAGCGAUUUCAUUUUUCUUCAAUGGGGGAAAAAGUUGAGGUGUUUCAUCUCCAGCCAUCGUGUAGCGCAGCUGACUCACUGACACAGAGCCACACCUGUUGGGGUAGGGUUGAGCCUUCUGCAUUUUUGGGACAUUAAAAAAUAGCAAAUACCGUAGUGAUGGGAUGACGUAAAAAUUUGGAAACCGUGACAUUGUCAUACCACGAUAUACCUUGAACCCGGUAAUCGGUACAUCUCUAAUAGUCCCCGUCUGAUAAUUGUGAGCAUUUCAAGCCUAACUGCUAUAUAAAAUAGAAAAAAAAGAGCGACUGAGAGCUGUUGAAGAAGAGCUUUGUGUGUGUCUUUCUUCAAUUCCUGCCAGGAUAUCGGCUUUGUGUUCAUCUAAACAGGCUCAAGUUUCACUCUGAGUAAGUAUAAGGCGGAAAACACUCAGGUGACUUGAAGUUCCGUUCUGAGAGCCCCAAUUUGACCAAAUUUCAAAAUUGUCCUACUAGUAUAUGCAUGUGUGAUACAUCAUUGGAAAGCUUAAAAUCUAUAUUUUCUGGGGGAAGAAAAUUUUUUAACAGUAGGGCAUUUAAAAAAAAAAAAUGUUUAAACGGCAAAACCCUAACUGGAAGGGAGAGCACGCGAGAGCAGAAUUAAAGACGCGACGAUUUUAACGAGAUAUUAUUGCGUUCUGUCAAGUUCAAAAAUAGAUCCUUAGGUAGACAUUCGUAAAAUUACCCCAAAAUAAGGAGAGAAGACACUCAGUGUUCUUGGUCAAGGAGAGCAAAGAGAGACUAGACAGAGAGAUGCUAGAUUACGCUGUAUACUCACCAAAAUUGUUCUACCCCCCCCCCCCUUUUAUUAGGGGUUUGUCCUGACACAGAAGGGUGUCGCCCUAAAGGGAGGGGGAAAGCAAGCAAGCUGGAGACACCCAUGUGAUUUUGGUUGGCUAUGUGUGAGCAUGUAGGUGGAACUAACUAAAUACACGUGUGUAAGCAAGGGCACUUAGGUAAAGUGGCCAGAAUGACCCAGACACUUCAGUUAUGCAACGCUGCGGCCAUGGAAGAUGUCCUCGACUGGAAGAUUGUCUCCUCGACAGUCUAGACGAAAGUCCAGAUGUAAGAUGCUGAAGAUGUCCUAGAAGGUCUAGUUACGCAAUGUUGCGGCCAUGAAGCAAGGCAGUUGUCACCCCGACCCUUUUUAACACUUUGUAACACUUAAACAUUUUCCCUAGUAUAGCAAACAAUAAUCUUUUACUGGUUAUAUCAAAUAGGAAAAAAUAUGGCAAUAUGUAUUAUUAUAUAUAUAUUAUAUGUGACGUAAUUUGUUUAAAAGUUUAUGCGAGUGAAUAAUUUUUUAAAGUCUUAAAUAUUACAGUGCGAAAUAUUACACAUCAAUUAAUGAUUCUAAGAUAAAAAUGACAGACAUUUCGAUUAAUAAAUAUAAUUACUUACCUUCUUUUCAUGGCUGGGUUGAAAAGCGGUUGUGCGACGUCCCUAAACGGGGGUUUCCAGGGUAAAAGGGACCAAUUAAAAAUAGUUCGGGGGCUUCAUGCGCCAUGAAUCUGCUACGGCAGCAUAUAGACAUAUUGUUCUAUCAAAAUUCUUUUGGCUUAAAGUACAGCAGUUUGUUUUAAAGAGGAGUGCAAGAGCAGAAACUGCUUUUUCAGUCUUGUGACUUGUCUGUUUUCCAGCACAGAUAUAAAGAAAUUAUUUUAUAAUUAAAUAGACAGUACUGUGCAAAGUCAUUUUGGAACAUUUUUAGUUUGUGGUGUGCCGCGAGAUGUUUUCCAAUGUAAAAAUGUACCCUGACUUAGAAAAACACUCCUUUAAACCAUGUGACAUUGAUUUAACCAAUGGCAGUUCAAACUGCGGCUUUUCUGUUUUCCUGCAGGAGCAUUGUAGCACUACAUAAGAUAAUACUGUAGUUUUCUUUUUUCUUCAACUUGUUUUUAAUCCAAACUCACGGCUGCACUUUGGAUCUGUGACCAGAGGUCAGCGCGCAGCUCUGUUAGUGGUUAAAGAUUACACAUUUGGUGAUUAACUUAUAAAGUUGACAAAGUGUCCAUCCACUCACUCUUUUUGCCUGGAGCGCGAGCAGACCCGACCGUUUCCUCGCUGUCGGUGGAUUCACUUUUGCUUUCGGAAUAAUGUCUUCACUGGUUUGUUUGCGGCGGUGUGCUGAAAGCGUCCGACGGGCGCGUGGACUUGAACGCAGCGCAGCGUGGAAUUUGAACUGGCUUCAGGGACAUCGGUGGCUUCACGUGGACCACCCUCCGUGCCGACCGUCCUUAAGUAGCAGCUACGCCCACGGAGCGUCGGCAGUCUCGCUGCUCUCCAUGACAGUAGGCCAGAGCCUGGAGAAUGCCGCCCGUCGAUGGCCGGAGCGUGAAGCUGUAGUCUUCCCUGAAGAUGGCAUCAGGAAAACUUUUGUGGAUUUUCAGCGGGAUGUGGACGAGGCAGCCGCGGGGCUGCUGGCUCUAGGCCUGCAGCGAGGCGAUCGUCUUGGCAUUUGGGGUCCUAACAUGUACGAGUGGAUCCUCUUCCAGUACGCCACGGCCAAGGCGGGAAUCAUACAGGUGUCCUUAAACCCGGCCUAUCAGCCGAAGGAAGUCGAGUUCACGCUCAGAAAGGUGCAAUGUAAGGCCGUACUGUGUCCCAGUAGCUUCAAGACACAAAACUUUUGCGAGAUGCUGCGACAGAUCUGCCCGGAGAUUGACACUGCGACACCAGGCGACAUCCAUAGCGCCAGGUUGCCAGACCUGCGCGCGGUGAUCGUGACAGACCGACGCGAGGCGGGAAUGCUGCACGUGGACGACGUCUUCCAAGCGGCGGAGAGUCGCCACCGCCGCCAGCUGAGCGAGCUUCACGGCAAGCUGUCGUGCGACGACGCCAUUAACAUUCAGUUUACCUCUGGCACAACCGGCGACCCCAAGGGCGUGACGCUGUCUCACCACAACGUGGUCAACAACGCCUACUUCCUGGGGCUGCGAGCGGGUUACGACUGGAGGCCGUCGGUGCGCGUUUGUAUGCCCGUUCCGUUGUAUCACUGCUUUGGCUCAGUGGUGGGCGGCAUGUGCAUGGCCAUGCACGGCCUCACCCUGGUCUUCCCCUCCACCGCCUACGACAGCCGAGCCAACCUGGAAGCCAUGCACAAGGAGAAGUGCACUUUCAUCUACGGCACUCCCACCAUGUUCGCAGACCUGCUAGGCCUGACGGAUCUGGAAAAGUACGAUUUGUCCUCAAUGGAAGGCGGCAUCAUGGCGGCGUCCCCCUGUGCCCCCGAGUUGGUGGCCAAAGUGAGGGAAAAGCUGCACAUGAAGGAGCUCAUGAUCGGCUACGGCACCACAGAGAACAGCCCCGUCACCUUCUUGGGGUUCCCGCUGGACAACGACGAUCUAAAGCUGCACACGGUCGGCUGCGUCAUGCACCACGUCGAGGCCAAAGUGGUGGACGUUGACACGGGUGAGACGGUGCCGCUCGGUGCCACGGGAGAGCUGCUGAUCCGGGGCAGCUGCGUCAUGCAUGGCUACUGGGACGAGCCUAACAAGACCCGUGAGGUGGUCGGACCGGACCGCUGGUACAGAACUGGCGACGUGGCGAGCCUGAACGCGCUGGGUUACUGCUCCAUCGAGGGUCGCAUCAAAGACAUGAUCAUCCGCGGUGGCGAAAACAUCUACCCGGCUGACAUCGAGCGUUUCCUCUACACUCACCACAAAGUGCUCGACGUGCAGGUACGGGCGUCUUUGUGUGAGUUUUUCAUGAAUCUUGAUGUAAACACGUCCAAGGUGGUGGGCGUCAAAGAUGAUCGACUCGGGGAGCAGGUGUGCGCUUGCGUCAGGCUCAGGGAAGGACAAACGUGCUCGGCGGAUGAGAUCAGAACCUUCUGCAAAGGCCAGAUUUCCCACUUCAAAAUCCCUCAUUACGUGGUUUUUGUGGAUAACUUCCCCAUGACGGCCUCCAGAAAGAUCAAGAAGAACGUCUUAAAGGCGGACAUGGAAAAGCAUUUGGGCCUCUCGGUUUGAGACUUCAGCUCCCGAGGGAAAGGACGCAACGCGGUGCUCCUGUCAAUCUUUAUUUAUUCCAACAAAGUUAAGAUCAUCCCGCCGUGCACCCUGGCGACACACGGGGAAACAAUAAAUAAAAAGGAGCUUCAACGUGGAUAUCUUGUACAAAGGUGGCAAAACGAGCGACGGAAUUCUUCGGUCGCCGGGGGAUGUUUUGAAGAAUCUUUGCAAAUACUGGACUAGUUUUAUUUGGCAUGUUUCUCACAGCCCACAAAAUUCACAAUUUGAAAAGCAAAUUAAACACUAAGCACACUCUUGUCCUUUGCUUCCUUGCCAAUUUGUUAGAUUUAAAGGGCCGGUAUCAUCACUCACCGACAUGUCAAACUGAGGUAAAUUUGCCAGUUUCUUCACACACACACACACAGGUAUAAAAAAAGACCCACUCCACACAUGUGCGCCUUGAGCGCACUUUGGCUACGAGGCUUGGAACGAUCAACAUUCACUUCAGUCAAAAGUGUGGACGCGGGGAAAACCCGAGAAAAAAAAAACGCCACGCGAGAAAAUACUGCAUUGCUGAGAUAAGUUAACAUGAACGCAUCCCUUAUCAUUAAAUAGAAUACAUUCUGAACAGGGGAAGAAAUCGUCCAAGUGUGCAAAUGACGGUUCGCGAGGUCAAACGGGACCUUUUGUCGUUCAGAAGGGGGCGAGGACGGUGCGCCGCCGCCGCGAAAAAGGCGGGGCUGUCACCUUGGCGUUAGUAACGCCCAUGCGACGGAAACUCAACAAUACAAUUUAGAGACGCUUCGUGUCGUAGAGUCUCUUGUGCAAACACACAAUUCCCGUAAGAGCCCGGUUCGACGGUCGUUGUCACACGCGCAGGGGUAGUAAACCCGGCGGGGAGACGGUUCUGGAGUCCAGUCCGUUGACGGCGCCGCUAUGGGAAAAGACGCCAGAGUCAUUUCGCUGCUCCUCUUGGCGAAAGAGGCCAUUGCUCACCUUUUGUCGAAGUAGGUGGUGUGGAUGGCGUGCGAGAAUUUGGCGGCGUUGCCGUUGACGACGGCGCCGUUUUCCGCUUUUCUC
Corythoichthys intestinalis (scribbled pipefish) is the source of this 6568-nucleotide messenger RNA. Its product is annotated as medium-chain acyl-CoA ligase ACSF2, mitochondrial-like. The record is from RefSeq and is a predicted model, not a curated record. The coding region runs from base 3632 to 5506 and encodes 624 amino acids. The transcript is spliced from 15 exons. Gene Ontology annotation, biological process: fatty acid metabolic process. NCBI's taxonomy places the organism in Eukaryota, Metazoa, Chordata, Actinopteri, Syngnathiformes, Syngnathidae. Gene Ontology annotation, molecular function: medium-chain fatty acid-CoA ligase activity.